CAGAAAUCAACGAGUGGCUUCGUGAUUGCAAGCUAACUACAACGUAACAGCUCUAAAGGAUAUCCACCGUUCGACUUUGGGUAGAUAUUAAACUGGUUCUCAUGGGUUGCGUCCACUAUUUGUUCGUUUUGGUCCUUGUGCUGCAUGUUCCUUUACGUACCAUAUCUGGACCAAUCAAGGAUCGAGAUAUUACAAACUGGAUAACAAACGACCGUGGCAAUAUUCUGUCCGAGAAACUCGGUUCUCUCCGAGAUUAUCAAGAGAACGCCAUUUCCGAUGACGCCCAUGAGGAUCGUUUGGUAAACAUCGGUUCCCUUCGUGAUCUCCAUGAAAAACAACUCUCUGAUAGCGCUCAUGAGGAUUUGUCCGGAAACAUCAGAUCUCCAAGUGAUUACCCUGAGAAAAAGCUCUCAAAUAGCGACAAUGAAGACCUGUCCGAAAACAUCGAAUCCAUCAGCGAUUACCCUGAGAAAGAGCUCUCCAAUAGCGACAAUGAAUAUCUGGUCGAAAACAUUGGAUCUCUGAGCGAUUACCCUAAGAAAGCACUCUCCAAUAAUGCACCUAAGGAACUGGCCGAAAAAAUCGGAUCCCUCCAUGAUUACCCCAACAGCGUCAAUGAAGAUCCAUCCAAAAACGUAGGAAACCUUCGUGAUAACGCAGAGAAUGACAUUGCGCAAUUUCUGCCAAAAGAAAUCGCCCAUCUGGAUCUGUCCGAAAACAUUGAAUCUCUCAGUAAUUUUUUUGAGAAAGAGCUCUCCAAAGGCGCCCAUCUGGAUCUUUCCGAAAACAUCCAAUCUUUGAGUGAUUACCCUUCGAAAGAGCUCUCCGAUACCGACAACGUAGAUCUGCACGAAAACAUCGGACCUCUGAGUGAUUACCCUGAGAAAGAGCUCUUCGAUAGCGACAUCGAAGAUCUGUCCGAAAACAUCGGACCUCUGAGUGAUUACCCUAAGAAAGAGCUCUCCGAUAGCGACAACGAAGAUCUGCCUGAAAGCUUCGGACCUCUGAGUGAUUACCCUGAGAAAGAGCUCUCCGAUAACGACAACGAAGAUCUGUCCGAAAACAUCGGACCUCUGAGUGAUUACCCUGAGAAAGAGCUCUCCGAUAGCGACAACGAAGAUCUGUCCGAAAACAUCGGAUCUCUGAAUGAUUACCCUUCGAAAGAGCUCUCCGAUAGCGACAACGAAGAUCUGUCCGAAAACGUCAAGUCUCUGAGUGAUUACCCUGACAAAGAGCUCUCCGAUAGCGCCUAUGAAGAUCUGACCAAGAACAUCGAAUCCCUGAGGGAUUACCCUGACAAAGAGCUCUCCAAGAGCGCCCAUGAAGAUCUGACCGAAAACAUCGAGUUUCUAAGUGAUUACCCUGAGAAAGAGUUCUUCGAUAACGCCAAGGCAGAUCUGUCCGAAAACAUUGGAUCACUCCGUAAAUAUCCUGAGAACAAAAUUUAUAGCAACGCCCGUGAGGAUUUCUCCCAAACAAUUGCAUCACUUCGUGAUUACCCUGAGAACCAACUUUCUGACAGUGCUCCAAAGGAUCUUUCCGAAAACGUUAGAACCCUCCAUGAUUAUCCUGAGAACGAACGACUAUGAGGAUCUGUCUGAAAAUAUCAGAACACACUAUAAUCAUCCUGAGAAUGACUUGUCUGAUAGCCACCACGAAGAUCUGUUGGACCACAUCAGUACUUUACUAGUUUGAACUUCGUUAGCUCAUUCACAAAAGUGAGGCCAAAUUAACAAAAGAUAUAUUUUUAAGGUUUUGGGAGUACUUCAUGCGAGCAACCCAUGUAAUCCACAAAGGGCAAACGGGUAAAUUCGUGUUAUCAAUAAAUAAUAAAUGGUAACGUAUUAGA
Molecule: messenger RNA, 1849 nt
Organism: Stylophora pistillata
Lineage: Eukaryota; Metazoa; Cnidaria; Anthozoa; Scleractinia; Pocilloporidae
Biological process (GO): receptor localization to synapse; embryo development; receptor clustering
Cellular component (GO): adherens junction; basolateral plasma membrane
Molecular function (GO): protein kinase binding
Source: RefSeq, a predicted model, not a curated record